This is a messenger RNA of Fusarium oxysporum Fo47, 1089 nucleotides long. RefSeq names its product HIG1 domain-containing protein. The coding region runs from base 232 to 918 and encodes 228 amino acids. Gene Ontology annotation, cellular component: mitochondrial inner membrane. The transcript has 2 exons. NCBI's taxonomy places the organism in Eukaryota, Fungi, Ascomycota, Sordariomycetes, Hypocreales, Nectriaceae. The record is from RefSeq and is a predicted model, not a curated record. Gene Ontology annotation, biological process: mitochondrial respiratory chain complex IV assembly.
AAUAAUCAUGCGACAACAUGACAUGAGGAAUCCGUUUCGUAGCGGCUUUGCCCGGUAAAAUUUGCAGACUUGAUACCUUUAUAUAAACAUGCUUGCCAGGAGUCUGUAGUGGGACAUAUCAUCCAUAUAUCAUACACACAUUACAUUACCACCUACCCAUUCAAGCUUAUCCUUAUCCUUAUCUCUUAUCACACUGCUUAUCUCUUAUCGUUAUCACCACCAUCACCAAUCAUGAAGAUUCUCACCAAGGCAGAAGAAGAGGCCCACUACGCCGAAGUCGUCAAGGGCGGCCUCAUCGGCGGAACACUCUUCCUGGGUCUCGGUCUUGGAGGCGUGUACUAUGCAUCAAAACGCUACCCAACCUUCCGAGGCCUCACCCUCCCCUUCAGAGCAUUCCUCGUGACAUCAACGGGUACAUUCGGCGCCAUCGUCAAUGCCGAGAGAUGGAGUAUCGCAUACCAAAUCGCCCAAGAUCCUAAGCGCAAUUACCAAGAUCAAGCAGCGCGCACAGCACAACUCAUCCGAGAAAAUGAGUCAGCGUAUGAGCGUUUCAAGUCAUAUGCCAAGGAGAACCGAUAUCCCAUUGUCUUCGCGUCGUGGUUGGCGUCAAUGGGUAUUGCGUUUGCGAUUGUUAGUCGACAGCCUAUGAACACGGCGAACAAGAUUGUGCAAGCUCGUGUUUAUGCGCAGGGCUUGACGUUGGCUGUGUUGUUGGUGUCUGCUGUUUUUGAGAUGAAUGAUCUCAAGAACGGUGAUAGCAGAUGGCAGACCAUUCGGGUCGUGGAUCCUAAUGAUCCCACAAAGAUCAUUGAGAAGAAGAUCCACAAGGAGGAGUAUGAGGGACAGGACCUCUGGAAGGAUAUGGUCGCUGCUGAGGAGCGAAGACUUGCUGCGAAGAAGCAAGCUGCUGGGCAUUAAAUGGAAACCAAGAUCAUUGAAUGAUCACUAAUUUGUAUCAAAAUUUGCAUUGGGUGGUUUUGGAGUGAGAUAUCGGGUCAGGUUAUAGAUCGAACGGCGCAUUUUCUUUUGUUGUAUAGAUGAAACAUUAACAUGAACGUGGAAUGGAAAUACCAGAAUGAUCAACUUCAA